UAUAGAAAGCGUAAACUAUGAGCAUAUGUACAGGUUCAUUGCAUGUACACCUGUACAGGCACCAGCUACUAUUAAUGUAAGCUUGGUUUGUCCUUGUUGAUAUAUAUACGAGGCGACACAGAAACUUGUUUAUCUCUGGCGUCUCUGUCUGCGUCCCAUGCAUGAAAGAUGCAACAGCAGUAAUGAUAGAUCCGGGAGUGUGCUUGCACCAAUGGCCUCGCCAAUCUGGGCGGGUUUUCUUUUAAAAUCACCUUUGAAUUUUCAUCUACUCCAUAUAUAUGCAUAUGUGCACAUGCAUGGGGUACGUUGAGCGUAGAUGCAUGCACCCUCCAUAUGCGCUUCAUGCGCUAGCUUCAGGAGCCAGCCUGCUAAUUUUGGUUAGAUUGCAUACUGUGCUAGCUUCAGGAGCCAGCCUGCUAAUUUUGGUUAGAUUGCAUGCUACUUACGUACGUACCUACUGUUUAUACGUAUAAGGAAAAUAUACUGACCUGAUGACGCCCGGGUGCGUUGUCGUAUCCAGCCGCCCUACGUCAUUCGCUUCUCUGCAAUCCUAUUCGUCCAUAUACUAGAUCGGUCCAGCAUGCAAUGAUAGAGUACAGUAUAUAUUACAGUUCUGUAUCAUUACAAGUCAAAGCUUGUCUGCCCUCCUCGCAUCGUUUGCUCGCUAGACGCUGGGUAUAUGUAGAGAUACACGGAUUGUCUCGUAUGCUCGACGUAUAUGCUGCUGGUCUUAAGUCUUAUUAUCCCCGCCUCGUACGUCCCGGCCUAGGUUUAGCUUACAAUGGAGCUACCUGCAGGUGAUCACUCCUACUACCACGGCUACUCCAUUUCUUUCUCCUCCGGUACACCACAGUACACACAUCAUCGGCGUGCCCCUCAAGCUCGAGCUCGUUCUGACAUGGAGGUCGACCACCAGCGGUUGUCGUUCCUCAUGGAAGCCACCUGCAUCACCAGCAACGACUACGGCUCACCUCCUCUGCAGGGGACACGGCCGGCGCCCGGCGACCACAGUGGAGGCAGCGAAUUCAUGGCGACUCCUGUCGCAUGGCUGGCGGUGGAAGCCCAGGGGAGCUCCAGUGGUUCGUGCAGUGCGCCGGAGUCGCCGCUCAUCGGGGUGCGGAAGCGGCCGUGGGGCAAGUACGCGGCGGAGAUCCGGGACUCCACCCGCAACGGCGCCCGUGUUUGGCUUGGCACGUUCGACACUCCGCAUGCCGCCGCGCUCGCCUACGACCAGGCCGCCUUCUCCGUGCGCGGCCCGGCUGCCGUACUCAACUUCCCGAUCAAGGUUGUGCAGGAGUCGCUGCGCGCGCUCGGCAUCGGUGGGAACGCCGCCGCGGGGGACUCGCCUGCGCUCGCGCUGAAGCGCCGGCACUGCAUCCGGAAGAGAAAUCCCAAGAACAAGAGGAGGACGGGCACGGCGGCGACGGCGGCAACGGGGGUAGGUGCUGCAUCGGCAUUGUCAACGUGCGUGCUGGAGCUGGAGGACCUUGGAGCAGACUACCUCGAGGAGCUGCUCACCUUGUCCGAUCUGUGAGCCACCGCACCGCUCUCAUCCUAUAUGUACAUAUAUGAUGUGUCCGUCAUGGUGAAUCGAACCGAGAGCUCCUGACGUUUCUUUCCAUGAGGGCGACGCCGUGUCAUUCAGAGGUAGCGGCGAGCUAUCGCGUCCGGCCGUUUUACAUGGCUGCGGUGCCCAUCACCGACUUCCAU
Molecule: messenger RNA, 1710 nt
Organism: Hordeum vulgare subsp. vulgare (domesticated barley)
Lineage: Eukaryota; Viridiplantae; Streptophyta; Magnoliopsida; Poales; Poaceae
Product: ethylene-responsive transcription factor ERF094-like
Exons: 1
Coding region: 782-1534 (250 amino acids)
Biological process (GO): ethylene-activated signaling pathway; regulation of DNA-templated transcription
Molecular function (GO): DNA-binding transcription factor activity; DNA binding
Source: RefSeq, a predicted model, not a curated record